CGAAUGCUGAAUUACUCAAUAAAGAUUGAGAAAUCAAUUAUAAAACCUAAAGAAAUAAAAUUUCCCUAAAUUAUUGAAAACUGAAUAAAUAACAUGGAAAAAAAUACAUGCAAAUAUAAAUUUAUGUUGAUUUAAUUUAGGAAUUUGGAAGAGAAUGAUUAAAAGAAAAAGAAUAGCUGGUGUGAAAAUAAAUAAAUAAUAUAUAAUGAUGAAAAUGAUGGAGCUGAUUAAGUAAAUUAAAUUAUAAAUUAAUUAUAGUAUUAGGAAGAAUUGUUGGAAGUAAUAAUAUUCGAAAGAGAAACUAUAAAAGAAUUGAUAAUAGGAAGUGAAAAUUUAGAAUUCAAUGAGAUGAAUAAGAAUAAGAGAAGUAUACAGUAGAAAUUAAUUGUCAUAAUAAAAUAAUGGAUAGGAGUGUAAAUUUUAGUGGCAAUAAAUCUAAGCAAGUUUAUUAAGAAUAGAGUAGGAAUAUUAUAAAAAAAAUUAAUAUGA
Molecule: messenger RNA, 489 nt
Organism: Paramecium sonneborni
Lineage: Eukaryota; Ciliophora; Oligohymenophorea; Peniculida; Parameciidae
Source: the annotation of a GenBank genome assembly